Molecule: messenger RNA, 2877 nt
Organism: Hyaloperonospora brassicae
Lineage: Eukaryota; Oomycota; Peronosporomycetes; Peronosporales; Peronosporaceae
Source: the annotation of a GenBank genome assembly
AUGGCAGGAAGCAGCACCUCGCGGAAGGCGCGUCGCUCUGACGGGUUUUCCCGUCGACGCCGACGCAGCAACAGCAAUGGCAGUACACAUUUAGGAGCACAAGAAAGUGGCCAUCAUUCUGAUGUCGAAGUCAUCCGCGACUUCCGCUCCAAGCGCGCGUCUGAAGCCGAACGAGACGACAGUAAUCUUACGCCGGAAGAACGCGAACGAUUGCGCGACCGCGAGGAGCGCGACGCCUUUGCUGAGCGCUUGCGUCAACGUGACGACGACCAUACGAAGCGGAAGCGAAAAGCGGAGGAAGUUGAUGGCUCAGAAGCCGCUGAGGGUCUCACGAGCGACGAGAUCAAGCAGCUGGCAAAGAGAGGGGCAAUUGAAGACGGACAGAGCGCUCUUAGCGAGAAGUUGAGGAGACUGAGAGAGCUGAGUCGACAGGAGUAUCUGAAGAAGAGAGAGGAGAAAGAGCUGGAGCUGCUGGAGUUUCAGCUGAAAGACGAGGCUGUUUUGUUUCAAGAGUCGGACAAAUCGAGGAAGGAGCAACAACAGCUAGAGCUUAGUAGGCAAAUUCUCGAGACAGCAAAAGCUAGGUCAAAGAAGGAGGAGGUCGAGGGGUAUCAGAUUCCCGAUUCUUAUGAAGAAGUCGACGAUGAAGGCAAUCGAGUUCGCAAGAAAGAGGAUUUGUUAACCGACAGGUACGAAGAGGAAGAGGUUUUUCAUACCGAGCAGGAAGUGUGGGAGGAAACACAGGUCAAGAUGGCCAGGAGCAGGUUUGGAGCACGCGAUAAACACAAGAAGAAGACCGGGGAAGACGAUUGGGUGUUUGAUGACCAGAUUGAUUUCAUUUCGCAGCAGAUGCUGUCGGGACAUCACGUGAGUGAACAAGACGUUCAGAACGCAAGGAAGAAAAUGGAGCAAGCGAAGCAUUUGAGCAUGCAGGAAGGGCGUAAACAGUUGCCCGUGUAUCCAUAUCGAGAGUCGCUGCUCGAAGCGAUUCGCAAUUACCCUGUGAUCAUUAUUGAGGGGGAAACCGGGUCGGGCAAGACGACGCAGAUUCCGCAGUAUUUGCACGAAGUGGGAUACUCGGAGUUAGGCACGAUUGGUUGCACGCAGCCUCGGAGAGUUGCCGCGAUGAGUGUGGCAGCACGUGUGGCGCAGGAGAUGAAUGUGAAGCUAGGUAACGAAGUAGGUUACUCGAUUCGUUUUGAGGAUUGCACCAGCGACAAGACCGUCAUAAAGUACAUGACAGACGGUAUGCUGCUGCGCGAAUUCUUGACCGAACCUGAUCUGAAGUCGUACAGUGUCAUGAUCAUUGAUGAGGCACACGAGCGCACCCUCAGUACCGACAUUUUGUUCGGGCUCAUCAAGGACAUCGCGCGCUUUCGAGACGACAUCAAGAUCAUUGUGGCUAGUGCUACGCUGGAUGCCACGAAGUUCAGUGCCUAUUUUGAUGACGCUCCAAUUUUCAAAAUACCCGGGCGCAUGUAUCCUGUCGACAUUCUGUACACAAAAGCUCCGGAGGCUGACUACCUGGAUGCCGCCAUCGUGACAGUGCUGCAGAUCCACAUUACCCAGCCAUUGGGAGACAUCCUCGUCUUUUUUACAGGUCAAGAAGAGAUCGAAUCAGCUGAAGAGAUUCUGCUGCAACGCACUCGGGGUCUCGGGUCUCGUAUACGGGAGCUGCUCAUUCGGCCAAUCUAUGCAACACUGCCCUCAGAACGCCAGGCACAGGUGUUUGAGCCAACGCCGGAGGGUGCUCGCAAAGUCGUGCUGAGUACAAAUAUUGCGGAGACGUCACUCACCAUUGCUGGCAUCUGCUACGUAAUUGAUACGGGCUUUUGCAAACAAACCAACUACAAUGCGCAAACCGGUAUGGAGUCGUUGCUGGUGGCGCCUGUGUCGCAGGCGAUGGCGAACCAGCGUGCUGGUCGAGCGGGCCGUACAGCCCCAGGAAAAUGCUUCCGUCUGUACACGGCGUGGUCGUACAAGAACGAGUUGGACGAGAAUUCUGUGCCUGAAAUUCAGCGUACAAACCUUGCUAGUGUCGUGUUGCUCAUGAAGUCACUUGGGAUAAACGACCUGCUUCACUUCGACUUCAUGGACCCGCCGCCAGAGAAGGCACUGAUUCGCUCGCUCGAACAGCUUUACGCCCUUGGAGCUCUCAACGGCUUGGGAGAACUGACAAAGCUUGGGCGUCGUAUGGCCGAGUUUCCGCUCGAUCCCAUGAUGUCUAAAGCACUGCUUGCGUCCGAGAAGUAUGGCUGCGUUGAAGAAGUAAUGACAGUGUGCGCUAUGCUAAGCGUGAACAACUCGAUCUUUUAUCGGCCAAAAGACAAAGCAGUGCAUGCUGACAACGCUCGACUGAACUUCGCCCGUGGUGGCGGCGGUGAUCACAUCACGUUGAUGAAUGUUUACAACCAAUGGGUCGAGACGAACUAUUCCACACAGUGGACAUACGAGAACUUCGUCAUUAUGCGCUCGCUGAAGACUGCUCGUGACGUGCGAGAGCAGCUAGAAGGUCUUUGCGAUCGCGUGGAGCUGGAGCGUACAAGCAACCGAAGCGACCAUGAGCCGAUCCGUAAAGCCAUCUGCGCAGGCUAUUUUUACAACACGGCUAAGCUGGACAACUCGGGUCAAUACAAGACGGUGAAGAAGGCACAGCUUGUGUACAUCCAUCCAAGUUCCUGCCUCAUCAAGCUUGAAGAAGUUCCGCGUUGGGUCGUCUAUCAUGAAUUGGCAUUCACGACGAAGGAGUACAUGCGCAACGUGGUACCAAUCAAGUCGGAAUGGCUGAUGGAACUUGCGCCGCAUUACUAUAAAGUCAAGGAAGUCGAGGAUGCUCGCUCCAAGAAAAUGCCAAAGGCUGUCGGCCGAGCAGCAUAA